Messenger RNA from Phaeoacremonium minimum UCRPA7, 1977 nucleotides. RefSeq lists its product as hypothetical. Gene Ontology annotation, molecular function: structural constituent of nuclear pore. Lineage: Eukaryota; Fungi; Ascomycota; Sordariomycetes; Togniniales; Togniniaceae. Gene Ontology annotation, biological process: RNA export from nucleus; protein import into nucleus. Gene Ontology annotation, cellular component: nuclear pore inner ring. Bases 1 to 1977 code for a protein of 658 amino acids. The record is from RefSeq and is a predicted model, not a curated record. The transcript has 4 exons.
AUGGCUUCGGCUUCCGAUCGAGUCUAUUUUCCCUCGCUGGGCGCAUGCCUAAAGGGCGAGCAUACAUUGCUGUCAUGGAAAUUGGUCGCAUCAGCCCUUUCAGAUGCCUCUUCCGACCGCUUGACCAGCGCCGAGCUCGUUCGUUUCCUCAGGGAUCCCUAUGUACAACAGUGCUUCUCAGACCCUGCCGCCGUUUUCGGCAAACCCGAUGCCCAGACGAAGUCUGCCUUUGAGACGAAGACGGCCGCAAUCAACGUCACGCCGACGGCGAAUGAGAAGUACGAUAUCAAGGCUAUCAAGGACGAUGCGCAAUGGCUGAGCAAAAAUGCGAAGAUCAGCGAGGUGGCCGCCUUGAGAAUCGUCGCAAUCGAGUUCCAGUCGAGAGCCCAGAGCCACCUCUGUGGCCCUUUGUCGACUCAAGAUGUUGCCAACCUCAAGGACGCCGUUGGGGUGAACGGUGCUCAAGCAACAAACUUCCUGGCGUCCAUCAACAUGUCCAACACCAUGGAUGCGGAGGCUAUCUGGGCCGCAUUCGAGAAGGAGGAAGGCAGGCGGCAGCGUUUGCUAGCCACAUACUUUUCCGAGCGGCGUUACUUCAUGAUGUCGGCUGAAUACGCCUUUGCUUUCAUGGUGAACGGAUCCUCACUCCAGGCAAAGAGUCGGCCCGACAGUCGCGUUGCCGAGUCUCGCGAGUCCUUGAGCGAAGCCAUUCUCGGUACGAAGGACAGUUCUGCUAUCUCGAGCGAAAAACUCGAGAAAGUCAUCUCUACGUAUCUGGCUCAACUCCCUGGGUGCAUCGACCUCUCAGAGGCAGGAAUCCAGGCUGCUGUUGAAGACACACAGCUCGUGACAGACGAUCUAGAACUCGACUGGCUGAGGACGACACUAACAGAAACAGUACACACGAUGUCUCUCAUUUUCCAACUUCUAGACACCUCAGAGCUGUUCGCAUCAGCCGAGAUUGUUUCUCAAUGGUUCCGACUCAUCGACAAGUAUGGAUUCAUGGACCGUCUUCAAUCUCCUCAUGAACGAAUAGCAGAGCUCGUGCAGCCUAUCAAGAGCUUGGUCUGCGUCAUCUCGAUGAAGUUGCUAAACCUCAACAGAGCCAUCCCUUAUCUCGACCGUGACAUUGACCUUCUGGCAAAGGAGGAUACCUACCUGGCCUCUGCAGAUAUUCUGAAGGAGAUACACGACACCAUAAUGGGUGCCGCCAAUCAGAAUCUCAUCACGGCUAGUCCUGUCAUCUUUUCGUGGACAUUGAUCCUUCAUCGCAUGUAUGUCUCCUACCAGGAACGAGCCGAGCGAAGGGAUAUCGCGCAAAAUCGACAGGCCCAGGAAGGCUUUGAGCGAGAAAUUCAGGGCCAAUCCGGCCCCGUGGGUCGACGGCUUUCUGCGGGAAGCAUAGUGUCGCUGGAGUCGCAAUCUUACGACCUGUUUCUGACCGAUUCAUCUAUGCAACAAGAUGUGCAAGUCGUCGAGCAGCUUGCCAUGGAAGUAACAGCAGGUGGCCGAGUAUACGAUAUCAUGGCAGAUAUGGCUCAGACAUUGGGCCAGACACCAGACGCUUGCUUCCGCGCCAGCGUUGGAUCCAGGAUGCGUCUCGUCUUCCUUGAGCUUCUCAAGGCCAGCUAUCCCAUUGUCGGCUAUUUACCUGAACCAGUUUCAACCCUCCUCCCAGUCUUAUCAGGCGGUCAGCAGUAUUGGGAUAUCACACAUGAUGGAACUGCGGACUCCAGUCAGGAUAUUAUCACUCUCGCUUUGAGAGACGAGACAUUCUUGGAAUUUUAUCUGCUUCAGGCAUUGAACCGAUACCCCUACGAAUUCCUUCCCUUUAUCAGCCUUUGCCGAAUACUGUUGACUAGUCAGUCAACCAAUGACGCUACCGAGGUGGUGCUGAGAGCACUACUCAAGACACCCACACUCACAUUUGUCUUGCCCGACGGAUUCCAGGGCUACGAAGAUGUUGAAGGUCCCUGA